Dimorphilus gyrociliatus is the source of this 1399-nucleotide messenger RNA. Lineage: Eukaryota; Metazoa; Annelida; Polychaeta; Dinophilidae. The record is from the annotation of a GenBank genome assembly.
AUUUUAUUCACACAUUUGUUAAUGAUCACAACAGAUUUAAAACGUUAGAAAUAUUUUCAAUAUGAGUGGUUUAGUAAAAGCAAAACAAUACGACUGGAAAGAUUCGAAUCUCGCUCUCUUUGGGUCUGAUACAGAAAAACAAGUUAAAAAGGAAUCGGCUGAGUCUGAGCCUGCAUGGAGAGGAUGCGGUGAGAAACCCGGUUUGAAAAUUUGGCGAAUUGUGAAAUUUAAGGUUACCGAUUGGCCUAAAGAGCAAUAUGGACAAUUCUUCUCCGGAGACUCUUACAUUAUUUUGAACACAUACAAGGAUAAUGACAGCGACGCCCUCUUACAUGAUCUUCAUUUUUGGAUUGGUAAACAUAGCACACAGGACGAAUACGGUGCAGCCGCUUACAAAACUGUAGAACUGGAUACAUAUUUAGACGACGUACCAGUACAACAUAGACAAGUUCAGAAUCAUGAAAGCACUUUUUCAUGGCAUGUUUGUCACAAAAACGGGCAAAUAACACAGGAUGAAUAUGGAACUGCUGCUUACAAGACUGUUGAACUCGAUACGUUUCUGGACGAUGUUCCAGUCCAACACCGUGAAGACGAAUAUGGCACAGCGGCUUACAAGACGGUUGAAUUGGAUACAUAUUUAGAUGAUGUUCCAAUUCAGCAUCGUGAAGUUCAAGAUCAUGAGAGUGCUUUAUUCAAAAAAUAUUUUACUGAGAUUGUAAUUAUGCAAGGAGGUGCUGAAACUGGAUUCCGUCAUGUCACACCGACGGAAUACAGAAAUAGACUUUUCCACUUUCAUGGAUCUAAGAAAGGAGUCAAAGUUGUAGAGAUUCCUAUACGAAAAGAUCUCUUAAACUCAGGCGAUGUUUAUGUUUUGGACAUGGGAUUAGAAAUUUUUCAAUGGAAUGGACAGACGUGUAACAAAGAUGAGAAAUGGAGGGCUCAGCAGUUUGUCCAAAAAAUCAAGGGUGAUCGUGGUAAGGCCAGAAGCGAAACUCUCGAGGAAGGCGACAUCGAGCCUGAUUUAGAGAGCAAGUUCAACGAAGCGUUUGAGAAGCAAAGCGAUGUUGAAAUCGAUGAAGAAGAAGAAGAUGAAGAUCUUACUGGAAAUGACAAAGUGCUAAUGAGAAUUUCUGACGCUUCGGGCAAAAUGGAAAUGACUGAAGUGAGUCGUGGAUCUGAAAUUAGACGCUCUCAGCUAGAUUCUAGCGAUGUUUUCAUCGCUGAUGUUGGCGAUAGCGUCUUUGUUUGGAUUGGAAGAAGAGCCUCGGAUGCAGAAUCUAAAAAUGGAUUUGGCUAUGCACAUCGCUACAUUCAAAAGACGGCACAUCCUUUCAGACCGGUUACUGUCAUUUCUGAAGGAAAGAAGAAUGCUCGUUUCUUGGCAGCAACUAGUGCUUAA